Molecule: messenger RNA, 1023 nt
Organism: Onychostoma macrolepis
Lineage: Eukaryota; Metazoa; Chordata; Actinopteri; Cypriniformes; Cyprinidae
Gene: mlnl
Product: motilin-like
Exons: 6
Coding region: 590-904 (104 amino acids)
Source: RefSeq, a predicted model, not a curated record
ACACCAUAAAUCACGACUACUUAUACCAAAAAGGGACAAAGUCCCAAAUGCUUCGUUCUUACAUUAAUAACCAAUUCAAUAAUAAUAAUAAUAAUAAUAAACAAAAUAAUACUGGGAAUCUGAAUCGGUUGGUUGCAGGUCAACACGUGCAUGUAACUUAGCCCACAUGGCGUUGGCGCCACAAGGAACAGAGCAACUGCUCAAUUUUACGUAUUUAAUAGGAUUGUACAACAUUGCGUAAGUAGAAGAUAACAACAGUCGUUAAUAAACUACCCCCGUUAGUAUUUUAUUGCAUUAAGAGUUUGAAGCUGGAGAGAUUCGCAUUAGCAUGGGUUAGCACAGACACACCACGUGUUCCUCCAGCGGAUCAAAUACUCAGCGAGUGCUACUUUUAAAACUGAUCAACAUCUCAAAGCACUGCGAUCGGUACCAGAACAUCGAUCCAAAACACUGACGAGAGGGUGGAGGAGUUUAUGGAAACAUACGUCAGAGAUAGUAAAUAUGAGGGUUCCUAUAAAGAGGACUGCUCUCUGACCACUGAUAGAAACAUAAACACCCGUCACAGAGGCCACCCGCAUGCUGUACAAAGAUGCGCAGAGCAGUUACAGGAUGUCUGAUGCUGGUGUAUGUUGUUGCUCUUCUGGCCGAGCAGGCAGAGGGACACAUCGCCUUCUUCAGCCCUAAAGAGAUGAGAGAGCUCAGGGAGAAGGAGGGAAGGAAGGAUGCUGAUCCAAGAGCGGAGGGGGUUUUGAUUGACGAGAUGUCUCCAGAUGAAGAUGGAGGAGAGACAGCGGGCCAGCCUGUGGAAAUAGGGCUGAAGCUGACUGCUAAAAAGGGCCAGAUCGGAUCUGCUUUCGGUAAGAUGCUGCAGAGCAUCGUAGAAGAGCCAGAGACCGUGAAAUAAGACUGGCAUUGUUAUCUGCAUUCAUUGACUACUAUUGCAGACUGACGAUUCAACAUUUGUUGCAAGCACACGUUUUGUCUAUGAAUGUAAUAAAAUUCAAAUAAAAUGAAGUUGCAUGC